Messenger RNA from Radiomyces spectabilis, 684 nucleotides. RefSeq names its product 60S ribosomal protein L28-B. Gene Ontology annotation, biological process: translation. The record is from RefSeq and is a predicted model, not a curated record. The transcript is spliced from 2 exons. Bases 85 to 390 code for a protein of 101 amino acids. NCBI's taxonomy places the organism in Eukaryota, Fungi, Mucoromycota, Mucoromycetes, Mucorales, Radiomycetaceae. Gene Ontology annotation, molecular function: structural constituent of ribosome. Gene Ontology annotation, cellular component: ribosome; cytosolic large ribosomal subunit.
GCCGGUCACGGUCGUGUUGGCAAGCACAGAAAGCAUCCUGGUGGUCGUGGUCUUGCUGGUGGUCAGCACCAUCACCGCAUCAACAUGGAUAAGUACCAUCCCGGUUACUUCGGUAAGGUCGGUAUGCGUCACUUCCACUUGAAGAAGAACCAGACCUGGCGCCCCGUGAUCAAUCUCGACCAGAUCUGGUCUUUGGCCGGUGAAGGUGUUCGUGAAAAGUACAAGAACACCGAAAAGGUCCCCGUCAUUGACGCUCUCCAGAACGGUUACGGCAAGGUCUUGGCCAAGGGUUCCGUUAGCCAGCCCGUCAUUGUCCGCACCCGCUACGUCUCUCGUCGUGCCGAAGAAAAGAUCAAGGCCGCCGGUGGUGUUGUCGAACUCAUUGCUUAAGCUAUUCGCCCAAUGGUCACUCGGAUGUUCAAAUUAAAAAUAAAUGCUUCAUUAUAAAGCACUUGCUGAAUGCUGUAAAGUCGCAAUGAAGGACUACAAUGGAGUUCCUGUGUAUGGUGUGGAUAGCAUUUUCUCGCUAAAAAAAUAUUCACACGCAAUUUGGGCACUUUUGAAAUAGUGUGUUCCAUUUUGAAAGAUCUCUCACGGUCGUUGCGAGUAUCUUGGCAUGGAAUUUACUUGCUGUAAUCAAGUAAUGGGAUGAUGCGUGCCAUUCCUGAAAAAGGCUUGACGCAG